CUUCAUCCGCCAGUUUGGGUAGUUUAAUAACCUUCUGAGUGGCCGAAUUCACCAAAUUCAUGGCAGUCCGUCCAGAUUUAACUCUCCCCAAAACUAACCAUCCAAAAGGGGAGUGCUGAAUUAUUUGGCUGCAUUUGGGAAGAAACUCAGCUAUCCGACAACGACGAUACACAUGGGUUUGCUUGCAAUUGCGAUCCAAUGUUGCUGUUGAAUAGAAAGUCUGAUUCUCGCCGUUGAAAACGACUACCCACGGGACAUCUUUGGUAGAGACCGGUAACUUGCACGACGGCGACUUCAUUGAAGUGAUUGAUCGACUGAUUGAUAGCGAGGUUGCAAUGAAAUAAAUCGCUGGGCUCAAAGUGUAUUUAUAUUGUAGGAGACCUUCCCGUUUCCCACUCUGAUGAGGAAAUUAAGUAGGAUUUCCGAUUCCCGGACGGGGAGAGACUGGCUCGUGACCCAUCAACCUCUUCGUUGUCCAUAACAGCUUCGAGUUUCUCUGCAGUGGUUGGACCCAACGGAAGCGGGAAGAGCAAUGUGAUAGAUGCAAUGUUGUUCGUGUUUGGGAAGCGAGCAAAGCAGAUGAGGCUUAACAAAGUUUCGGAGCUUAUUCACAACUCCACAAAUCACCAGAAUUUGAGCAGUGCUGCCGUUUCUGUGCACUUCCAGGAGAUCGUUGACCUGGAUGAUGGUAACUACGAGGCUGUUCCAGGAAGUGAUUUUGUGAUUAAGAGAGUUGCAUUUCGGGAUAACUCAUCAAAAUAUUAUAUCAAUGACCGCUCGAGUAAUUUUACAGAAGUCACAAAAAAACUUAAAGAAAAAGGAGUGGACCUUGAUAACAACCGGUUUUUGAUUCUUCAGGGUGAAGUUGAGCAGAUCUCAUUGAUGAAGCCAAAAGCUCAAGGUCCUCAUGAUGAAGGUUUUCUUGAAUACUUGGAAGACAUUAUUGGGACUAACAAAUAUGUAGAGAAAAUAGACGAGGCAUCCAAGGAUUUGGAGGCUCUUAAUGAUAAAAGAUCUGGAGUAGUUCAAAUGGUAAAGCUAGCUGAGAAAGAAAGGGAUGGUUUGGAGAAUGUGAAGAAUGAAGCAGAGAACUACAUGCUUAAGGAGCUAUCCCACCUGAAGUGGCAAGAGAAAGCAUCUAAAUUGGCUUUUGAAGAUACCUCUACCAAAAUGGUGGAAGUAGAAACUAACAUAUCCACCCUUGAAGAAAGCCUGAAAUCUGACAGAGGGAAGAUUCAAGAGAGUAACAAGACACUGAAGGAGCUUGAAACUGUGCACAAUAAGUACAUGAAAAGACACGAGGAGAUUAUAGACCUGGGUGAAGUCGAACAGAUUUCAUUGAUGAAGCCAAAAGCUCAAGGUCCUCAUGAUGAAGGUUUUCUUGAAUACUUGGAGGACAUAAUUGGGACUAACAAAUGUGAACUAAACGAUGAUCUCAAAACCCGCAAAGAUAAAUUUCGGGAGUUUGAAAGACAGGAUGUUAAGUACCGGGAGGAUUUGAAGCACAGGAAGCAGAAGAUCAAGAAGCUUGAUGACAAACUUGAAAAGGACUCCUCAAAAAUCAAUGACUUAACAAAGGAGUGCGAGGAAUCAACAAAUUUGAUCCCACAACUUGAAGAUAAAGUCCCAAAGCUGCAAAAUCUGUUGUCACUAGAGGAGAAAGUUUUGGAAGACAUAAAAGAGCGUUCUAAAGGUUGCUCUCUACCUCCAUUACCUGAUGAAAAGUAA
Molecule: messenger RNA, 1728 nt
Organism: Linum tenue
Lineage: Eukaryota; Viridiplantae; Streptophyta; Magnoliopsida; Malpighiales; Linaceae
Source: the annotation of a GenBank genome assembly